AUGCGCAUUGCAUCCAGCGCUUCAACAAUAGUCGUCUCCGUCACAGGAAUGUCCAUUUCGAAUCUCAAAAGUGCAAUACGCAAAAUUCUUACGAUUCGGGACGAUUUUUGCACUUUUACCCUUUUCAUUCUACCAUUGAUGGCGAGGACAGGGAAGGAACCAAAGAAAGGCAAAGUGCCCAAGCAAAACUGGCUGAAUUCCAAGAUUCUCAAGAACAAGGACGAGAAACGAAGUCAGCGUAUUGCAGACGCCCUCUAUGAUACCCGCAACGCCGAUAUUUUGAAAACCGAGGAUGGGGGUUAUUUGGAGGCGGAAGGAAUGGAGAAAACGUACGAGAUCACCCAGAAGCAAAUCAAGGAAGAAGUCGAUCUGAAUACGCGCCACAAGAUAUUCGACCUCACGUUGGACCAGUUCGGUCCCUACAAGGUGCAGUUCGACCGUCCCGGUCGCCACGUUCUUCUUUCCGGUGAAAAGGGCCAUAUCGCCAUGCUGGACGCCCUGACCCAAAGCCUAGUUUGCGAAUUCCACACCGAGGAGCGCAUCUACGCGACGACCUUCCUGCAUGACUGGGAUGUCUUCGCCUCCGCGCAAUCGAAAUACCUCCACCUCUACGACUCCCAAGGCAUCGAGCUGCACUGCCUCCGCGCCGCCUCCCAGCCGCGCUUCCUGGAGUUCCUGCCCUUCCACUACCUGCUCGCGUCCUGCUCCCAGCAGGGAAUUCUCCGAUGGAUCGACGUUUCCACCGGCGUUUCGCUCCACGACCGACCCACCCGCCACGGCCCCGCCACCUGCUUCGCCCAGAACCCGCACAACGCCACCGUCCUCUCCGGGUCCUCCCGCGGGAAAGUCGCGUUCUGGUCGCCCAACGAGCGCGACCCGCUCGUGUCGAUGCUGUGUCACCGCGGGAAUGUGCUCGGUGCUGGCGUGAACCUGGAGGGCACCGCGAUGGUCACCGCGGGGAGCGACGGCAAGCUGGCGGUGUGGGAUUUGCGGACGUUUCAGUGCUUGUAUGAGUACACGUUGCCGAGUCCCGCGGGGAGCCUGGAUAUUUCGCAGCGCGGAUUGGUCGCGGGGAAUGUGGGGAAACGAGUGCUGAUCUGGAAGGAUCUGGAGAAGCAGAAGGUGAAGGAUCCGUACAUGAAGAUCGAGGUGCCGGGGCUGAAAGUGGAGAAUUUGAAGUUCAGGCCAUUCGAAGAUCAGAUCAUGAUCGGAUUGGACAAGGGUGUGAAAUCGUGUGUGGUGCCUGGAGCGGGCGAGGCGAACAUCGAUACGUAUGAGUUGAAUCCGUUUGAGACGCGGAAGCAGAGAAGAGAGCGCAAUGUGCAGAAGUUGCUCGAUAAGAUCCCUGCGGAGCGCAUUGUGUGGGACCCCGAUGCUGCGUUUUAGUUGGUUGCUUUUCUUGUUUUAUUUAGUGGAGGGAGGAGCCAGUGUUGGCAAUAUCCUUUGGAUUGGAU
Molecule: messenger RNA, 1454 nt
Organism: Blastocystis hominis
Lineage: Eukaryota; Bigyra; Opalinata; Blastocystidae
Exons: 3
Coding region: 1-1386 (461 amino acids)
Biological process (GO): maturation of SSU-rRNA from tricistronic rRNA transcript (SSU-rRNA, 5.8S rRNA, LSU-rRNA)
Cellular component (GO): nucleolus; small-subunit processome; 90S preribosome
Molecular function (GO): protein binding
Source: RefSeq, a predicted model, not a curated record